CUCAUGCAUAUUAAUCAGACAGCGCCGACGUGUUUAGUAACCUUCCUAUGGCGGACGUCUCACUCUUGGAUAUUUAAUAAGGUAAUGGCGACCUUGCUUAGUAGUUCUCCAAUGGUGAAGGCUUGCUCAUGAAUAUUAAUCGAUACCCGUCAUCAUAGCAGGAUUCGCAGUAGCGUGAUGGUUUUUGUUUCCGCAUUCAAACACACAGCAGCACACGUUAUAACAUGGCUGCAGUAGGCAGCUUAGUGAACAGUUUGGCUUGUCUUUGGAGGCAGCAGUGUGCCCGUACUUGUUUACCGCAUUUGUUCUUUUGUAUUUCGUUUACAGGAUCGAUUUUGAAAGCGACGGGCCUCGUGCCGGAGAGCUACUUCAGUAACAGCAGAAAUGUUUUAAAUCUAUAUUUUGUGAAAAUUUCUUGGGGAUGGACCAUUGUUUUACUUCUGCCUUUCAUCUUUUACUCCAACCUUUACAACAGAAGCUACAUAUUUGUGUUGAGGCGGCUGACCUCACUUCUGGUGGCAACAUUCAUUUGGUACACCUGCACUGAGACUUUUUUCUACAUUGAAGAUAUUACCGGUUCAUGCUAUGAGUCAGACACCAUGCAACCUAUCCACAUUACCACAAAGGUGGCGUGCAAGAAGGCCGGAUUCAUCUGGGAUGGAUUUGACAUAUCAGGACACUCCUUCAUCUUGACUUACUCUUCUCUUGUGAUUGUGGAGGAAAUGGUGCCCAUGUUACACAUACCGCAGAGUGACAGAAACAUUCAUCUUGAUUGUUUUUAUAUAGCACUCAAUGCGAUUGUGGCCAUCUGGAUAUGGAUGUUCGGAUGCACUUCUGUGUAUUUCCAUGAUAUUAUUCACAAGGUUAUAGGGACGUUGUGUGGGAUAUUAGGGUGGUACGUGACUUACGUUGUUUGGUACCCUAUGCCUUUUUCUCCAGGUCUCCCUCCACAGCAGAAACAACAUGCUUAGUGUGAGAACUAAAUGCUACAAGUGCACUACAACAAGCUUCACUUAUCUUUUGUGAGAUCAAUGACAGAUUAGCCGUCCAAGUGAGGCGGCAGGCAGCUGGUGUUCCUAAAAUGACAAUCUGUAGUCUGAGAGGUCACAUCUGAACCUUAUUAUUGCCUUCAAACGUUUUGUGGCUUCAUACAGAGCUGGAAUAGUAAACCUGACAAUAACUUUAGCUUAUAUGGUAGUCUGCUGCUGCUUUCUGUAAUCAACCUGCAAUCAUCAGCUGAGCUGCCUUUUAACAGAAACGGUUCCUCAUGACACUAAUAUUUGUAAUUGGCCUAUUUAUUGAUUUUAAACAAAAAAUAUGAAAUCUGAUAAAUUUGAGGUCCGAGAAUUAUAGUGUGAUGCAUUUGUGUAAAUUAUAUAUUUGCAUUGUGUUUUAAUAGGACCAUUUGAUCUGUUCUGUUGUUCAUUCAUACAUGCCAUUGUUAGAUUAGUAGUUUGCAGUUGUUAUUCCUCAUGUCACUGAUGAAUGUUAAGAGUCUAAUCAGUUUGCCAAAGGAAAACUGACACCACCUGUUCUUAGAAACCCAAAAGGAUCUCAGAUAUACUGUUUAUAAUAUUAUAAGACUGGAUUGAUGUUUGAGCGAUGCAUUCAAAUAAAUAUGUGGCUGGUUAUAAGUA
This is a messenger RNA of Sinocyclocheilus grahami, 1637 nucleotides long. RefSeq names its product fat storage-inducing transmembrane protein 2-like. The coding region runs from base 225 to 971 and encodes 248 amino acids. Gene Ontology annotation, cellular component: endoplasmic reticulum membrane. Gene Ontology annotation, biological process: lipid droplet organization; phospholipid biosynthetic process; lipid storage. Gene Ontology annotation, molecular function: coenzyme A diphosphatase activity. The transcript has 2 exons. NCBI's taxonomy places the organism in Eukaryota, Metazoa, Chordata, Actinopteri, Cypriniformes, Cyprinidae. The record is from RefSeq and is a predicted model, not a curated record.